AUGCGGGCGGAGCGCGAGAGAGGUGCUCCCGCCCGGCUCAAACGUGCCAACACGACGGGCGAGCGGACUGCAGAGCGGGAGCGGGCUGCUCCUGCACGCAAGCAGCUUACGAAGAGGGGCAGCGCUCCAUCUUCCGCGCCCUACGACCCCUGGGCAUCUGACUCUGAGGAGGAGUCGAAGGCCCCGCCGGCUGUGGUGAGGCGACCACCUCAAAACAAAGUGGCUUCGAAAACUCCCGAGAGGCCACCCGCGGAGGCCCCGAGCCGACCCAAUCCGCUCCUGGCCCGCGGGAAGACGCCGACAAGGAAAACGCGGCUCGACAGCCAGGAUUCCGUCGCCGGCGGGAAUCAAGUUGUGUCACAGCAACCUGCGACUCCUACGACAACGGCCACUUACUCCCCGGACGAUGUGCGCGCAUCACCGUGGAGCACAGGCUCCCGCUCGCCCUCACGGCCGAACCCACUUCUGCCAAGCUCCCGCUCACCCUCCCAGACUCGCCAGGCAGUCGAGAGCGGCUCCAUGACCCCAAGAGGAGCCCACAAAGAGCGCUCGGGAAGCCGGAAGAGGACCGACGGCGAGCGCAGCCCGAGGACUCCCGAGACGACGGAUCCGGCGCUCUAUUUGCAAUCUCUGUUUCCGGCGGAGUCUCCGAACGCCCCGCCGACGUCACCCCCGAGCCCAUCCCUGACAAGAACGGAGCAGCGGCACAAGGCCGUGGCAAGAAGCCUUUCUCGUCUCUUCUCCGACGACGAGGAGGUGCAGCAAAGGAAAGGCGCGUCGCGGCCGACGACCGGCCGGCCGCCCGCUGUUGCCCCAAAGCCAGAGGCGGAGGAGGAGCCUCCAGCAAGGAAAACUUUGCGCCAAGGGCAGGCGCAGGACGGGAGGCCAAGCCACGCGGGCGAUCCCAGCCUGGACGGCGGGUGA
This is a messenger RNA of Symbiodinium sp. CCMP2592, 924 nucleotides long. The record is from the annotation of a GenBank genome assembly. NCBI's taxonomy places the organism in Eukaryota, Dinophyceae, Suessiales, Symbiodiniaceae.